Messenger RNA from Penicillium brasilianum, 4225 nucleotides. Lineage: Eukaryota; Fungi; Ascomycota; Eurotiomycetes; Eurotiales; Aspergillaceae. The record is from the annotation of a GenBank genome assembly.
AUGAUGUAGAUGCAUGUUCCAUUUUGUCUCUCGUUAGGCUCUGUCAUUCUUUCCACCUUAUGGAACUUCACUGUAGAGUACAUCUGCUCUCCGGCGUGUUUACGUCGGACAAGUCUCGGGAACUCCGCUUUUCCGAGUUGCCGUCACAUCCACCGUCCAACCCCGAAAGAGAUUCAAGAUCCGCACCGUGCCGAGGGACCCGAAGAUCAGCGCGCUGAAUCCUACCUUAUUUUGAACGGCUCGAUAUAUAAUGUAAAGGUCGUUCUGACUUUCUCCUGCAACUUGAGACCUCUGCACCUGUCGUGGUUUGAAAGCCUCUUGGUGAGAGUGGCCUGAAAGAUUUCGCCAUUCGAUGGUCUGACGUUCGCGGGGAUCCUCUGAUGUCAUUCAUUUUUGGACGUCGCCGGUCGCAAUCAGACGCGGCCACUGACCACGCUGAUGUCGACCUCAGAAAAUCGAGUCGAGAGUGUCCUUCACCAUCGGGCACUCAUCGGGGUGAGGCGACCGAUGUGGGAAUCCUUCAUGGCUUAUUUCGCAAGCGCAGCGAUAGCGCGGUGUCAUUAGAUUCGACCAAGGAUGCCGAGAAACAGAGUCGAGCUAAAGGACUGCGACAAGAUACCAAGGGCAUUCCAGUACGGGAAAAAGGUCGCGAUGCGAAACGGCGAGGAUCUAGAGGCUCUACUUCCAGUACUUCAUCUGGAGGAGGAAACCCCGAGCCCCCUUCUGCAACGGUAAACUGCGAACCCAAACAGCCGGGGAACAUUCAAGACUACCUGGACUAUCGACUCGAGAAGGCAGGUCUGCCGGACGAUAGUACUGAUCCGAAGGUCUCCUCGGAGCAUGGAUCGGUUUUAGCGAAGAAAGAUGUCAAGGCACUUUUUUCUGGGGCACCUCAUUUCAUGCUGGAGCGAGGCAAGCAUGGUCGCUGGUACCCACAAGUCAUCUUUCCCUGGGAUGACCAGAAUCCUUCCAUCCAACGCAUGUUAGAUCGCAAGCCCCUCGCUCAUGCAUCGUUUACAUUGUGUACGUUGCAUGCUCAUCUACCAGUUCCCGACGACUGGGCUGUGAAAGGUGGAGUUCCUAUCCCUCUGCAAGACUGGCGUCGGACGGGGGCUUUUAAAAGAGCUGCCUUCGACGUUGGAGUCUUUGAAGUUCCGAACAUGUUGGGAAACAAUGGCAAGGAGCCAGGCACGAUCGGGUUUCGCAAUUUCCUGGAGCUUUCGAACGCAGACAUCCUAAGAUACACCGGGCCCGAAGCACCCAGAGAGUCCUUUAAUAUGCAACGGGUCUCGUCACUUCCUGCUAUCGAAGCGUUUGAGCUAAUGGAUCAGUAUAACAAAGCAUAUUCUCAGUGUCUUAGUGGCGCCAUAUUCGACCGGCGCAAGCUCAUCAAGGAUGGCCCAGCUGGAUGGAAGCGCAUUGGCGUACGAGAUGUCAAUCUCAGAUACCUCGUCCAGCGACUCGACCAAUUACGACAGUUGCGCCUCGAUAUACUCCGGCAAGGGUCAACUAUCACUAUUCUGGAUGUUGAGUCACCGCACGAACUACAUAAUAUUCUGCAUACACACUUCCUCCAUCCUCACCCACCUCCCGCAGAUGUGCUGCCAGGUCAUCCGCAAAGCCUGAAAUCCCAGAUAAAAACAUUAGCAACGGUCCUAGCAACCCCGGGGGCCUGGAUUGAUUUCAGCCUGCCAGAGUGGCGAUUCCGCGCCGGUCAAAUUCUAUGGGAGACUCCUCCCCAUGGAGAUGGAGAUUGCGUGGAGUGUAAUGAGUGCUCUUCAGGGACACCCAAACAACCUUGGGUUAAUUCUGGAAUGGAGCGAAAGUGGCUCCUAAUUCAGAUUCUCCUGGCUGCAGAGCUUCUGUUCCGUCUCGAUGCUUUCCUUCGCGUAAGUAUGUUGCAUGAUCCGCACGGAGGCAUGGUCACGGCGCAGGAGCUCCAUCAUUUCGAUCAACUUCGAGAGGGAAAAGUGAACUGGGAUCUCAUCUUUGUGCGCCGCUUCCUUGACAAUCUCGAUAUCACUUGCGAUUCGGCUCCAUCCUCGCCGGCCGGAGGUGGUAGCUCGUCAUCGUCAUUAAUUGAAAAACGACCUACGAAACCUCGUCGCUUUGCUCUUCUCGAUUCCAUCACUCGCCGCAUUUCGUCUACGCAGGAAGCCGACGUGCGGUCUGCUUGGGAUUGUCAUAUCAGUUCCCCGUAUGUACGGCAACAGCUUGAGGGCUUGUAUGUCUUUGCGGAGAACAUUGGUUGGCCGAAAGUCGGCGCUCUCAGAUCCCACUUUGAACAGUUAUGUCAAAGUGGAAAGGACUUGUUCACUCCUGUGGUGAAUGCGGAUGACCCAUUCGGCCACGGGACAAAAGCUGAAGAACCUAGCAAGACUGCCCCUGUGAAAAACGAUAUGUACACCCGCAAUUGGUGGCGUCGCUGCGUCAAGCUGCGAAGUUUGUCUAGCGAAGACAAGGACCCGCAUGGAGCUGAGGUCCUUGGCUGGAUCUCUCGAAGCUGGCUCUCAGGUCUCGUUAUUCCUGGCGAGGCAAUUUGCCAUCUUCUGAUUGGGACGCUACUAGAAAAUGACGCCGAUGCGAUUGAACAACUUGGGCCCACAGUAAAUCUCUAUGGCGGUUUUGUCUACGAUGGUCGCAGCUACUGGAGCAAGGCUAGUAUUGUGGGACGUGUUCUAUCUAGCCUAGAUGAAGCCAAGACUUGUAUGGGCUGGGUGGGCAGCGAUAUGCUUCCUCGUGACGAGACGACCUUUGAGCCACUGUACGACGGUUGGCUCGAAGUCCCCAUGCAAAAAGCCCUCCGCGGCCCUGGAAAGGCGCGUAUCAAGCAGGGUGGGAAAUUGGCAAUGGAGUCGACGCCGCUCGGAAUGGGAGAUAUUACCGCAGAUACAUUUACGUUGCCGGUCGAUCGACUUGCAUCUGCGUCUACGCUGGAGGUGAAACUGAUCCAGUUGACCUUGUCGGUUCGCUCCCAAUGCAAGCGAGGCAUUACGGUCAGCGAGCAGGCGGCGUUAUCCUUCUCUCUUCAGAGGGCAGACGCGCCAUCCCCGACUACGGCCUCGUUCCUGCUGAGUUACAACGUGCGCUUCGUUUCCGCCCAUGAGUGUCGGCGACCACGAGGGGUUGCUGCCCGCCAUAGGGACUGUUUAGGCCCUGGUGACAAGCAGCAGCAGCAGCAGCAGCAGCAGCAGGAGGAGGAGGAGGCGGCGGCGACACCUCACUGGGACCAGUUCAAGCCUCUUCCCGGUCAUCCGCUACACCGGUCAUUCCGAUACCAACAUGUUUCCCUCGACGCUCUCCCACAGUACCCCGCACCAGCCCCCACGCUCGAUGGAAACCCGGAGAUUCUAGUUAUCGAUGCGCGCGGAUCUCGAGUGAAGGAGACAUUUGCACGGGCAUGGUGCGCCUCCGUUGGCUGCCAUGCUCUGAUCGGUCGCAAGGGGAGGACGUGCGUGGCAUGUUGUGUGCGGGAAGCGAGGGCAAUCGAUGUACCGGUGGUGGUGCGAGUGGGCGACUGAGCUGGUCGAGGAGAACCGAGCAUCUGCGACCUUUGAUCUGCAAUCGGUGGAGCUUGGUAAGUGUUUUGAGGGCAGCUGCAUACCGUCAUCUCGGGUCUAUCGAGGCCAAUAGAGGGGGUUCUCUGACAGUCAUGAGUGAUGAUCAAUUCCCCAUCUCGUGUGCAUUUUCCGCGGUGGCAAACACAUUGCCCGGGGCUGAGGAGCAUGAGCAGCAGCAGCAGCAAUUGAGGCUGUGGGGUUCACGAUAUGCGCGAAUUCGAACAGGGCCCCGCACUCUGGCUUUUUAGUAAUGUAUAAAAAAAUAGUAUGGUAUAGGAUUUGAAAUGAUAGGAAAGGGGGGAUAUCUUCAAACUCGCUGUGUACUGUCCAUGUAGUGUCGAAAGGGACACGCCUCGCUGAGGGCAUGCGAGUACUGUGAUGUCGUACUUUGUCUUGAAGCGAAGCUGCUAUCAUCAGCCUCAAUCUCCACCGCCCAGCGCGUUCUCUCGAAGGAAUUGAUGAUAGCUGACUUCAUUCGUCAGGUGAGCAACCCUGCAUCAGCCAUAGUACCACAUUCAGCGGGGUCAUGCCCCUUUUGAGGAAAUGCAAUGGCGUUUUUGCGGCCUUUUGAUUUAUCUAUUUUUUUUUUAUUUCGUUCUACUAUCGCGGGCCCCCUGGCCUGCGUAGUAGUGACAUGGGAAAGCAGACGUUAGUGAAUAUUGUAC